This is a messenger RNA of Exaiptasia diaphana, 1841 nucleotides long. Its product is annotated as intraflagellar transport protein 20 homolog. Gene Ontology annotation, cellular component: centrosome; cilium; intraciliary transport particle B. The record is from RefSeq and is a predicted model, not a curated record. The transcript has 5 exons. The coding region runs from base 18 to 407 and encodes 129 amino acids. NCBI's taxonomy places the organism in Eukaryota, Metazoa, Cnidaria, Anthozoa, Actiniaria, Aiptasiidae. Gene Ontology annotation, biological process: centrosome localization; intraciliary transport; protein localization to cilium.
GAUUCAAUUUGUUCAAAAUGGCGGACGGAACGGAGGGCUUUUACUUCGAUGAGUUAAACAAAGUGCGAGUAUUAGAGCCUGAAGUUAGCCAAGAAACCACCAAAUUGAAAGAAGAGUGCAAAGAGUUUGUAGACAAAAUAAACGAGUUUCAGAAAAUCGUGGGUGGAUUCAUUGACAUGGUCGAUUCGCUGGCGAAGGAAGUCGAGAAGGAAAAGAUGAAGGCUAUUGGCUCUAGGAAUUUGCUAAAAUCAAUCGCWAAGCAGAGAGAGUCACAACAACAACAAUUAAGGGCUUUGAUUGCCGAGAAAAAGACACAACUCGAAAGGUUCAGACUACAGCACGAAUCACUACAAAAAGUCGAAAGUGAUCAGAAUGAAUUUAUUGAACAGUUUAUCCUUCAGAAAUAGUUCAUAAGGGAUGAGAAUCCUUCAGCAACACAACUUACUCCUGGAUGUACACUACUUAGACGUUGAAGAGUUUAUAAAAGGGUAAAAUUGGGGUGCUUUCUAUUAGUUAGAACUGACCAGCUAAAUUAUUCCAGUAAUUGAAUGGCUGGCUGCUACUUAUUAGAACAGCGAGUCUAUAAGGGUUCUUGUCAAAAUGGCUCUGAUAUUAUUUACUUUUCCUUUAUGGUAUUUUUGAAAAUACUGGAUGAUGAAACAAUUCAGUUAUGACUUAUGAACAGUACUGUCCAAGUGGCACAGCAGAAGAAUGCUGUCUUGUUCCCCCUUGAUGUAAGUUGUACUAGUAUAAAAGAAGAUAUACAUUGUAUAUAGAGAAUUUCUCAGCUGUGAAUUUUAUUUAUACUGACCUUUUUAUUUUUAUUUUGUUAAAUAUAAAACAUUGAUGGCUACUCCCUGGCUAAAUUGGUAGGUAGGGGUGCCCAAUGAUCAUGGUCUGCCUUGAAAUUGAAAUUGAAUUCUGAUUUCAGUAUAAUCCUGUGUUACAUCUUGUAAAUUAACCCUAAAAGGUACAGUGUAAGUUGAAGAUCCCACUUUGGUGCCACUUUGGUAAGGGAGUCUCCCAGCCCUCGAAUGCAUCCACAUUUUAGACUCUUUGUAAAUAACGCAAUAAUUCUUGGCAUAACUUAUAGUGCUUUUCCAUUGGCUGUGAAAGAAGUUGUUUUUAUCGAGGCAGGAUGUAAAAUCCAUCUAGUUUAAAGAGAAUAAAUGAUUUUUACAACUAAUUGAUGUUAUAAUGAACCCCGUUGUUCACCAUUACCAUCCUUAAACUAUUAUAAUAUCAAUGCAAUACAUUUAUGCUCUUUAUCAGAAGGUUGAUAGAGGAAGUCACAGAUAAGAGUUAUCCAGAUAUAAAUCUUGUAUAUAUUUUAGGUUGCUAAGUGAUUUAUAGAGUGAUUUGAGCUUAUUAGUUGUAUAUGACUUGAAAUCACUUUAGCCUGUGAAUAACACUAGUCUGUUUACUUUCUACUUUAAUUGAUAUGUUUAAAUUAAUUCACCAAUAAUGAUACCUCUUGUAUAGCUCUCUUAAUUUCCCUUUUGGAAUUCCUUUCUGACUUCACUCUAAAUUGGUUUACAGCAGAAACCGUUGCAUAGCGACUUCGAUGUUCAAAGAAAAUAGUUGGGAUUUAGGUUUUUCUGCUACUUUGGGGCGGAGCUUGAUACUAAUCAGCCAAUGAUUGAACAAGUUUUCGAAAAGCUCYGCCCCUCAGAUUGAAAGAAAGAACAAAAUCCAGACAAACUUCAAAAACAAAGAGGUCGCGAUGCAACGAUUUCAGCUGUAAGUGAGAAAGGAAUUUCAAAUAGAAUUCAAAUUACAUAUUGGUCAGUGUUUUGGUAAAACUCUUUAUUGAUCUUGUGAAUAAAAUUUUACAAAUGGUA